AUGGUCUCCCAGGUUGUGCAGACCCUGCGUCAGGGAGUCUGGGCAUCUGUGACCGGGGGCUGGUACCACGACCCGGACCAGAACAAAUUCAACAACUCCUGCCACCUCUAUCUGUGGAUAUUUCUCCUGAUGUUACCCUUGUCUCUCCAUCUGGCCCUGCCCCCCACCACCAUGGCUUUGAGCAUCUACUGCACCUCCAUCACGGUCUUCUUCAUCUUCAUCAAGCUGGCCAACUAUCGGCUGCACCUGAUGUUCGACGAGGGAGAGGCGGUGGUCCGCAGCAGCGUCUCUGACCUCAGCAAGGCUGCAGAGAAGAAAAGUAAUGCGUCGGACUCCUGCCUGCCCGCCAACAUCAGGAAGAGCAGCACAGUUCCAGACAGCGUUGCCAUGACGAUGUUGGCUCUGAAACGUACCAGUCCGGUGAUACAGGUGACGGUGAAACAGACUGAAACUGACCCUGGACUGAUCGGGGUGGACUGUUCGAAGUCAGAUGAGGAGGGGAAGACAGUGGAAGGUAAAGCUGAUCUUUCUCUGGGUUCGACUGAGAUACAGAUAGGACAGGGUGAGAGUGCUGCAGCUGAGAGGCCUGUGGAGGGAGGCCUGAACCCAAGCCCAUCUCCAGAUGACCUCUCCAGCCCCAACCAGGACCAGGCUGCCCCACUGCUGCAGGCCCAGCAGAGGACCCCGUCCCGGGCUGAGAGGGGAGAGUCGCGGCCUGGAUCUGCGAGUACGACGGGGAAACUGGACGCGGAAAUAAUUGAAACUGCGGCUGUGAAAGAAGGAGUGGACAUUCAGAGCUCGUUGGCUGAGAGAGAGCAAUCAGAGCAGGAGAGAACAGCGGAGAAAGACAGAAUAGAAGACCGUGAGGAUAAAGACAGCGCAGACAGAGAAACAGCUGAUGAAGGUCUGCCUCCCUCCAAGGGAAGUGAAGAUGAGAGCGAGGAGGAGAAUGACGGGCAAAAAGAACCCUCAGAUGCCAACAACAACUCACUGGGGACUCCUCAAGACCACCAGAUUGAUUUCAUCGACACCCCAGAUUCUCCUGCACAGGUAGGCCUCCCAGAAGCUGAGCUGGUGGAGGAGACGUACUGUUCUGAUGAGAUUGAGGUGGUUCUGGUAGACAGCUCUGGACCGAGGCCGGUGUCGGCUCACCUGGACGACAGCGACACAGUCAAGAUCAUCAUCACCAUGAGCUGUGACCCGCAGACUGCUGCUCAGCUGGAGGAGAGCGUCAAGCAGAGCCUCCUGGAAAAUGCACAGGCUCAGAAGGAUGCUGGAGAGUGUCACAUCAAGAUCCCCGUCAUCACCUUUGACUCCCCCGAGAAGGAGAAGCAGGAGGGGAAAGAGAGAGAGGAAGCGGCCGUCUCGGAAGAUGACAACACCCCGAAACAGCAACAGACAGCCAGCCAAAGUGAAGAGUUUCACCUGUGUAGAGAAACAACCACCUCCGAGUCCACCACACUGGAGUGUCCAGACCCAGACCAGGAACAUCUUGGUGUUCAGAUAACUGAUGACAGCACACAGAGCCCGCAGCUGACGAACGAUAACAGCUCAUCGGGUAUCGAUAUUCACUCCCACCACGAUGACACCGACCCUCUGGAUCCUAAUGUGGAUUCACAAGGUUUCCUGCGUCUGCCGCCGGCUUUGGGCCGUUACGGGCCUGGAGGAAGGACUCACAUCCGCGGGCUGAGCAUGGACAGUGGGAAAGACGCCGUGCUGCUUUCAGACCGCUCACAUAACACAACCAUGACCAGUUCCAAGUCAGAUCUGGAGGCGAAGGAGGGCCAGAUUCCCAACGAAUCAAACUUCUUGGAGUUUGUUUCCUUGUUGGGGUCUCUCAGUACCAGAGCGGGAGGAGCCAGCACUCAGGAAGACAAGAGGCCAGAACGCCCAGAGGAAGUGGGAGCUGCAGAGGAAGAGAAUCUGAGCGUGACUUCCAGACAAGAUGAGACGAUAACAGAGACCAACACGGAAAACAAACCAGAGAGACCGAAACCACCCACCAGUCUGCCUACCGACACACUAAAGGCCAUACCACCCACACAGAUCCCAAUAGUCUCCCCUGACAGUCCUCAAACAGACAGAGAGAAGGAUCCAGACUAUGACUCACUGCCUUCACAAACCUCUCAGUCAGAGAGCUCCAUGCUGCAGGUCAUCUGCAGACCAGAGGCCACCAACAAAGAAGAUGCCUACACCUUCCAUACUGUACACAGAGACAGGCCUCGUAAGCUGUAUGCAGAGAGAGCUCUCAACCUCCCGCUAGGAGCAGAGCUCAUCACUGGCAACAUGUGUGACCUGCUGUCAACUUCUUCCAACUCGGAGUGUCAGGACGCCCUGGUAGGCGGUCAUGCUGACUGCCCUUUCCAGCGACGCAUCAUCCCUGCACACAGGCUUCGGCCACGAAGGACGCACCCCGAGAUAUUUCAGGAAGAGGACUCGUUGGACGAGUCGUCGGAGACGUCCACUCAGGAGAAACCGACCAGGAAGAUUUAUUACAAACUCAAAGUGUUUCCUGGGAAAGUGAUCAACCUUUUAUAUGACCGACUCACCCUGCUUGCUCUCCUGGACAGAAACCAAGAAGUUGUGGAGAAUCUAGUUGCAGUCUUCAUGGCCUUUCUGGUUUCCUUUUUGGGAUUCGUGCUUCUAAACCACGGCUGCUUCAAAGACUUCUGGGUCUUCCAGUUCUGCCUGGUCAUCGCCAGCUGCCAGUAUUCCUUACUGAAGAGUGUUCAACCAGAUGCAGCUUCACCGACACAUGGUCACAACCAGCUGGUGGCCUACAGCCGAGCGGCUUACUUCUGCAUCUUCUGUGCUCUGAUCUGGACGCUGGAGCAGCUGCUGAGGAGGAAGGACCUGCCCGUCUCCACCCUGUACGGGGUCACCAUCGUCUGCCAUGACGCACUGGGCUUCUUGCGAGAUCUGCUAGUGGGUUUUACCUACUGCUUCCCGAUCACCUUCCUGGUGGGCCUUUUCCCUCAGAUCAACACCUUCACCAUCUACCUGCUGGAGCAGAUUGACAUGCACUUUUUUGGAGGGACAGCUGCUACGAGUCUCAUCUCUGCAGUUUAUGGCAUCCUACGCAGUCUGAUGGCUCUGUCUCUGCUCUACGGUUUCUGCUUCGGAGCUCUCAAGGAGCCGUGGGAUGAGCAGCACACUCCAGCUCUGUUCUCUGGUUUCUGUGGCCUUUUGGUGGUCUUCUCCUACCACCUAAGUCGACAAAGCAGCGAUCCGUCCGUGCUACUAUCUCUGGUUAAGUCAAAGAUAAUGCCGGUUUUGGUGGAGAGUGAGGAAGAGGAGGAGGAAGACACAGAGAGUAAAGACCCACUGCCUGAGAAACUGCAGAACUCGAUGAAGGAGAUUCUGCUGUCGGACGUAGUCGUGUGCUCUGUUGCUUACAUCCUAACCUUCGCCAUCACUGCAAGUACUGUGUUUCUGUCUCUCAAGCCCUUUGUGACCAUCGUGCUGUACGCUCUGGCGGGGACUGUGGGGUUUGUAACCCACUACCUGAUCCCCCAGCUGAGGAAGCAUCACCCUUGGUUGUGGAUUUCUCAUCCGGUUCUCAAGACCAAGGAGUACCAUCAGUUUGAACCCAGAGAGGACGCUGUGCUGAUGUGGUUCGAGCGUCUGUACGUGGGGCUCCUGUGCUUUGAGAAGUACGUGGUGUACCCCGCCAUCGUGCUGAGCGCACUCACUAACGACGGCUUCGCCCUCAGUCAUCGCAAGAAGCUGGGAAUCCACUGCGAUGUUCUCCUGACAACAGUUGCUGGACUGAAACUCCUGCGUACAUCGUUCUGCGACCCGAGCUUCCAGUUCCUCACUCUGCUCUUCACACUCGUCUUUUUCCACUUCGACUGUCCACACGCCUCCGAGAGCUUCCUGCUGGACUUCUUCAUCAUGUCUAUUGUUUUCCAUAAGAUGCGUGAGCUUUUGCUGAAGCUCCAUUUCAUCUUGGUUUACAUCGCUCCCUGGCAGAUCGCCUGGGGCAGCGCUUUUCAUGCCUUUGCUCAGCCUUUUGCAGUGCCUCACUCAGCCAUGCUGCUGCUCCAGACUUUGCUCACCACCGUUUUCUACACCCCGCUGGCUCCCUUCCUGGGCAGCGCAAUCUUCAUUUCCUCAUAUCCGAGGCCCAUCAAGUUCUGGGAACGAAACUACAACACAAAGCGUAUUGACAACUCUAACAGCAGAUUGGUGUCCCAAGUAGAUAAAGAGACAGGAUGUGACGAUAGCAACCUAAACUCCAUCUUUUACGAGUAUCUGACCCGCUCGCUGCAGCACUCACUGUGUGGUGACCUCACGCUGGGCCGAUGGGGAAACUACAGCGCCGGAGACUGUUUCAUCCUGGCGUCUGACUACCUCAACGCCCUGGUCCACCUCAUCGAGAUCGGCAACGGGCUGGUCACAUUCCAGCUGAGGGGUUUGGAGUUCAGAGGUACAUACUGCCAGCAGCGAGAGGUGGAGGCCAUCACAGAGGGAGUGGAGGAAGACGACGCGUGCUGCUGCUGUGAGCCGGGUCACUUGCCCCACAUGCUGUCGUGCAAUGCGGCCUUCAACCUGCGCUGGCUGGCCUGGGAGGUGAUGGCCACCAAGUACCUGCUGGAGGGUUACAGCAUCAGUGAGAACAACGCCGCCACAAUGCUGCAGGUGUACGAUCUCCGGAAGCUACUCAUCACCUACUACCUGAAAAGUAUUAUCUACUACCUGAUCCACUCUCCCAAACUGUCCACCUGGCUCAAGGACGUCACCGCUCAGGAGGCGCUGCAGUCGUACACCAAGUGGCACCACAUCGAGCGCGACCCUCAGGUCUUUAGCGUGAAGAUCGAUGAAGACUACGUGCACUGCCUGCAGGGCGUGACACGGGCCAGCUUCUGCAACGUCUACCUGGAGUGGAUCCAGCACUGUGCUGGGAAGAUGGAGACGCCGGUGGACAGUGAUGAGGACUCUCCUUUGGUGACCCUGUCUUACGCUCUCUCCGUCCUGGGGAGGAGAUCCCUCGGCACGGCAUCACACAACAUGUCCAACAGUCUGGAAUCCUUUCUGUACGGUUUCAACACCCUGUUUAAAGGAGAUUUCCGCAUCGCCACCAAAGACGAGUGGGUUUUUUCUGAUCUUGACCUCCUGCAGAAGGUUGUGGCUCCUGCAGUCAGAAUGAGCCUCAAACUGCAUCAGGAUCACUUCACCUGCCUGGAGGAGACAGAGGAGGCCUCCAUCUUGUACGAAGCCAUCACAAACUACCGCAGCAGCCUGGUCAUCUGCCACGAGAGUGACCCCGCAUGGCGUAAGGCGGUGCUUUCCAGCCGCGACACUCUGCUCACACUGAGGCACAUGAUCGACGACGGCACGGACGAGUACAAGAUCAUCAUGCUGUACAAACGCCACCUCAGCUUCAAGGUCAUCAAGAUAAAUAAAGAGUGUGUGCGAGGUCUGUGGGCGGGCCAGCAGCAGGAGUUGGUGUUUCUACGGAACCGAAACCCAGAACGCGGCAGCAUCCAGAACUCGAAGCAGGCGCUGAGGAACAUGGUGAACUCGUCCUGUGACCAGCCGCUGGGAUACCCCAUGUAUGUGUCACCACUAACCACAUCGUACGCAGGAACCCACCGGACGCUCCGCAGCAUCGGAGGAGGUGCUUUAAGCCUGGACGCCAUUCGAUCCUGGCUCUGCUCUAAAUGGUUACGGGUGCGUAAGGACAACCUGACCAGCUGCAACAGUGGUGUGAACAUGGAGGAUGUGGACUGCGGAGCCGGUGUUUCGUCCUCGCUGAGCCACAACCGCCCUUCCUCCGUCACGUCCAACAGCCUGAGCCUCUACCAGCACAGAGCCAGGACCACACACAGCCACAGACACCACAACGCAGCCAGGAGGGAGUACCGCAGUCGCUCAGUGCAGCCUCAGAGUCAGCGUCCCCCCGUCAGCAGCCAAUCAGGGCCUAUUCUGGACUCGGGCUCCACCCACGGGCUCGUCCAGCGUCUGUCCAACAGUCAGCUGUCCUUUAACACAUCCAUAGCCUCUAUAUUCUCCCAGGUCCCUCGUCUCUCAGGAGCAGGUGGGAUCAGCUCACAGCUCCAGGCAGCGCAGCAUCAGCAGCGCUCCAGCCAGGUCUCCUCGUCUUCGUCCACUCUCAGCUUGCUGUUUGGGAAGCGUAGUUUCUCCAGCGGCCUGGUUAUCUCUGGGCUGUCCGCUGCUGAAGGGGGCAACACCACCGAUACGCAGUCCUCCUCGAGCGUCAACAUCGCCAUGGGGCCGUCGCACAGGUCCAGCAGCAGAGCCACACAGUGGACAUCAGAGCCAUAUGAGAGUAUAGACGCAACCUACUCCAACGCAGGCGUCACGGUGAAAGAUAGCGUGCAGUCAGGUGACCGAGGCUGCAGCCAGGGAUUAGACGAGACCCAGGAGGACUCAGCAUCCGUCUCAACAGCUCCGGAGGCGACUGAACAAAAGACUGUCUGA
Messenger RNA from Anoplopoma fimbria (sablefish), 6444 nucleotides. It is a transcript of the gene pcnx2, whose product is annotated as pecanex 2. The record is from RefSeq and is a predicted model, not a curated record. NCBI's taxonomy places the organism in Eukaryota, Metazoa, Chordata, Actinopteri, Perciformes, Anoplopomatidae. Gene Ontology annotation, cellular component: membrane. The coding region runs from base 1 to 6444 and encodes 2147 amino acids. The transcript has 40 exons.